Molecule: messenger RNA, 1997 nt
Organism: Monodelphis domestica (gray short-tailed opossum)
Lineage: Eukaryota; Metazoa; Chordata; Mammalia; Didelphimorphia; Didelphidae
Gene: MYADM
Product: myeloid associated differentiation marker
Cellular component (GO): plasma membrane; cell-cell junction
Source: RefSeq, a predicted model, not a curated record
GUCCCUGAGGGAUGGAGCCUGGAAUUAUCCCUCUGCCUUAGUGUCCUUGGGAGAGCUGCUCUGGCCUGGCUCCGCCCCACGGGGAGGGUCUGGGAAAGCCCUGGUGGGAGCUGCUCGGCUGGGUUCCCCUGCCGGGCUCCUGGGUCCAGCCCCACCUCCGCCUCGGGCCCCGCCCCCCACGCUCUCCCUCCCUCUCUCCACUCCUCCCUACUCCCCACAGCCCCAGACCUGGGCUUCCUAACCCUCAGCACGACUGCCCGGGAGGGAGGCUGCACACCCCGAGGCUUCUCCAGCAGCCCCUGCCUGCUGCCCCCUGCCUGCCUCCGGCUUCCCAGCCCACCGGAGCUCCGGGGCCCUAGUCUGGCCAGGCCGCCACCCCUGAAGGCGCCACGCCCUUUUGCUUCCCCUGAGCGGAGGGCCCCUCCGCCAGCGUGCUGUAGCCAAGUUCCCCUCCUUUUGGUCCUCUGAAUAGGCGUUCCAGGACCCGUCUCUGAUCCCCCUUCCCAGGUGGGAGUGUGACGCGAGAUUUCAGCCAUGGCGGUGACUGUGACCCGCACCACGGUGACCACCACCACCACCACCUCCUCCAGCCUGGGCUCCCCCUACGUGGUGGGCUCUCCUCGGGCGCUGACGUCCAAGCUGGGCCUCCUGCGCCUGCUGCAGCUCGUGUCCACGUGCGUGGCCUUCUCCCUGGUGGCGCACGUGGGGGCCUGGGACGGGGUCAUGGGCCACUGGGCCAUGUUCGCCUGGUGUUUCUGCUUCGCCAUGACGCUGGUGAUCCUGGUGGUGGAGGUGGGCGGCCUGCAGCCGCGAUUCCCGCUCUCGUGGCGCAACUUCCCCAUCGCCUACGCCUGCUACGCCACGCUGCUGUGCCUGUCGGCCUCCAUCAUCUACCCCACCACGUACGUGCAGUUCAUGGGCGAGGGCCAGAGGCGGGACCACGCCAUCGCCGCCACCUUCUUCUCGUGCGUGGCCUCCGUGGCCUACGCCGUGGAGGUGGCCUGGACCCGAGCCCGGCCGGGGGAGGUCACGGGCUACAUGGCCACCGUCCCCGGCCUGCUCAAGGUCUUCGAGACCUUCGUGGCCUGCAUCAUCUUCGCCUUCGCCAGCGACCCGCCCAUCUACCGGCGCCACUCGGCGCUCGAGUGGUGCCUGGCCGUCUACUGCAUCUGCUUCAUCCUGUCGGCCGUGGCCAUCCUCCUGAGCCUGGGCGACUGCACGGGCCAGCUGCCCGUCUCCUUCCCCAGCUUCCUCACGGGCCUGGCCGUCCUGGCCGUGGCCCUCUACGCCUCGGCCCUGGUGCUCUGGCCUCUCUACCAGUUUGACGACCGCAAGGGCGGCCGGCCGCGCAGGCGGGACGACUCGGGCUGCCCCCGGCACCACGCCUUCGCCGUGUGCGACUGGGAUCGCCGGCUGACCGUGGCCAUCCUCACGGCCGUCAACUUCCUGGCCUACGUGGCCGACCUGGUGUACUCGGCCCGGCUGGUCUUCAUCCGGGUGUGAGCCGGCCUUCCCGCCCGCCCCUGCUCUCCGCCACCCCCGCGGCCUGCUUGUCCCCCGCCGCCUGUCCCCUCCCCCCGCUCGCGGCCCCCCGAAGGUGCUGAGCUUCCAAGCCGCGGCCCCCCCCGCUCGCCCGGGGCCCAGCCCGCGGGUUCCCACUGCCAAAGCAUGCCGGCCUGCCUGCGCGCCCCUGCCCAGCCCUGUGUGCCUUAGUCUGUGUGAAUGUGGGGAGCGCCGGGGAGGGGGGCUCCGUGCCAAAUGUCCCUCCAGGGGCCGCCCUGCUCUGCCCGGAUUCCCAAAGCAGCUCGGCUCCUCCUAGGGCCCAGCAGCUGCCUCGGACCCUGUGGGAGCGCGUGGGAGUGUGAGUGGGAGUGAGAGUGAGGGUGUGUGCUGCCGCUUCUGUCCCCUUCGUUGCUUCAGCGGGGAGGUCCCCUCCCCACACAUCCGCAAUUAGUGUCUGCAACUUUUUUACCUCAAUAUAAAAACCACCUAAGAGA